This is a messenger RNA of Candidula unifasciata, 1841 nucleotides long. NCBI's taxonomy places the organism in Eukaryota, Metazoa, Mollusca, Gastropoda, Stylommatophora, Geomitridae. The record is from the annotation of a GenBank genome assembly.
GACGGUGGUCAAUAUCCAUUGACGGCCCCGAGCCUGCCCAGAUUGCGGUGACGGCCAUCAGCAGCUUAGAUUUCACGUUUGAGUUCUUGGACAUAGGGACUGAGUCCAGCAUGACGUCACAGCCUAUUGCUUAUGAGACAACCCUUGUACGCCUGACUGUGACUAGCCAACCGUGUGUAGCCAACGUGACGAUGUUGAACCUCCUCAGCGACGCAGGGGAGAUUAUCUCGGCUGUGGAGUCUAACGACGUAGGACUUCACCUCGACCAGAUGGCCACCCCUGGCAAAGGUUCCAUCUUGUUUUGGCUUCAGAUGCCUGAUGUUCCAUUUUACAUGUCAGCUUCAGGAUAUGACGUCACAGGUCAAAGGUUUCAAAGACUCAGUCCUGAACGUGUGGUGCCCCGGAUGUUUGCGCUCUCAUUUGUCAACUUCAGAUCAGACCCUCUGGUUCCCGGGACUGACUACAAAUUUGGAGUGCGGCUGCGUAAUAAAGGCGGAAGUGACGUGUUCAAGAUCGUGGGAGCUUGGGACAAUUCUGAAUAUUUCAAGGUGAUGAUCGCUCCCAGCACUCUAAAGGUGGAACAGAAUCAAAUUGCUCAUGUUGCAAUGGUUAUCAGCGUCAAGGCGUCAAUUUACUUUAUCAUGAAAGGAGCACUGACGGUUACUGCCAGCAGGCUGUCAGAUAAUGUCACGGACACAUUGACUGAGUCCAUGAUCGGAGAGCCAGCUAGCUUCCUUCAAGACUACGAAUCGCCCGCCUGCACAACCACAUCAACAACGGGAGGCUGCCGAUCUAACCUUCCCUGCCAAGCCCAGAUGUGGACGUCGUCAGUGCUGGUUAGUGACAGCUUGACCGGUGUCCGGUCUGCCGUAUUUCUGGACCCGCCACAGGGAGCCUUCAAUAACGUCCAGUUCUUGUACUCCAUGACCAAUAGAACGGCUAGAGCCGAGUACGGAUACACUUGCUGCAACAUGGAAGCCACACUUCUAGCAUACGACUACUCCAAAAACCCGUCUUACUGUAAACUCAUCGCCCCGAUUUUAGACCCACAGACCUCCACAACUUUACAGUACUCACAAGUUGCCAGUAGUUUCAAUAACAAUCUUACUUCAGACAGUGCAUUUAUAUCACCAACUACAACUCCUACAACACGAUAUAUCCCUAACAGACAAAGUGUUAGAAGCACGUUUUUUGAGGGCGGUUUGUCUAGAUGGACUCCAAAUUCGAGUACUUCUGUGUCAGCACACAAUGGUACCAUUCGUGCAACGGUAACCGGAAAGACAGGUCACACUCCAGAUUUUCAGCCAGGUGGACGCCAAACUGCUGUUCCUACUGCUACAUCUGGACACUCUUUGGGCAGAAAAACGACCCCGUGGAAAUCUUUAACAUCUGCGACAUCGUUAAAUACCCUAGUUACGGAUACAGUGAGAUCUCAAGGAUCAACAAACAGCAGUGUCCUUUUGGCGGAAGGAAACCAUGGAAAUCAGCACAGCGUGAACGGAGUGGGUUCGAGAACUCUAAGACUUGCAGCUAUAGUCUGUGGGUCACUUGCCGGAGUGGCCGGGCUGGCUAUUGCUGUCAUCUGUGUGGUUUUUAGGUGUAUGGUCAAGCACCAGCGUGAUCGGCCUUGGCGACGAAGGAGCAACGAUAGUGACGUCACCAUGGGCAGUAGUUCGGAGACGAGAUCUGUCGGCAGUUACAGUGCUGACAGCAUAAAAAUGUCUAGAACAGACAGAUCUGUCAAAAUUUUUAGUGCUGACAGCUUACAAAUGUCUAGAACAGACAGAUCUGUCAAAAUUUAUAGUGCUGACAGCAUACAAAUGUCUAGAACAGACAGAUCU